Penicillium argentinense is the source of this 591-nucleotide messenger RNA. RefSeq lists its product as uncharacterized. The coding region runs from base 1 to 591 and encodes 196 amino acids. NCBI's taxonomy places the organism in Eukaryota, Fungi, Ascomycota, Eurotiomycetes, Eurotiales, Aspergillaceae. The record is from RefSeq and is a predicted model, not a curated record. The transcript is spliced from 2 exons.
AUGAACCCAAGCUCUGGUCGUCAUCCAUCUCAGCAGGGCUUCAGCCGUCGCCCGGCCGCUCCAUGUCCACCUAGCAGCAAUGCGCCGACAGGAAAUAAUGGACUCUCAAGCCGCCCUUCGCACAGACUCCACCCGACAAACUCGGACUCCGGUUCCAAUCGGAACAUCAAGGUAUCGGAGAAUAAGGAUAUUGUGGUGCGGGACAAGAAUGGGGCCUACAAGUUCGAUGCCCCGAAUCUCCCCAGUAAGCCUCAUGUGGUUGAUGCGAAUGAUGAGGAGAUUGAGGCGGAGCUGGAGACGGAGUACAAUUCUACGGAACCCAGUGACGCGGAUAGAGCUAGGCUCAUCCACGCUACCUACGACUCAGUGAUCCGCCAUGGUAACAUACAAUCGAAUGAGGAGCAUGAAGCAGGUGAGACUGAGCUUCCGGAACCUCCCCGACUUGGCCAGUUUCCCCGGAUUUAUGCUGACUGCAAAUGCGAAGGCUGCAAACAACUUCUGGAACUUCUCCGUGAGGACCUGCGCAAAAAAGCGGCGUCUUUGGACGAAGAUAACUGGAUGUUCGAGCCGGAGAGAGACAUGCGGUCUUGA